AACCUCACUAAAGCUCACUAACACUCAGCAGAGGAGAAGCCGCGGUUCACAACUGAGGGCGCGCACGGGAGAAUAUUUUGCAGACGUGGUGAAUAAAAGAAAAUCGAAGCAUCUCAAUCCAAGCACUCACAUUUUCUUGUGGAAUUUCUACGGUUUUGAUGUCGGAUGAUCUGUUGCUGUAAAGCAUUUACCAGUUCAACUUCUGUUUUUUGGGGAGGGAGUGGAGGUAACAUUUCAGCUUCAUUCGUGUCUUGUAAACGGAAUGAAUGACCAAGACAAAGGUUGACACCGGUUCCCCGACGCAUUUUGUCUCGUCGAAGGAGAAGAGGCAAAAGCAGAAAAUGGAGAGCAGCACCGGCGAACCAGAACAGCCGCCUGCGCAGCCGCUGCAAGUUAACGAGAAAAAGAAGACACACCGGGCACCGUCUCCUGCGAGACCCAAAGAUGUGCCCGGGUGGUCCCUCACUAAAAUCCGUGGAGGGAUCGGGACGCCGACGCUGAGCGUUAAACCGGGAGCCAUAUAUUUAGGCGGUCGCGUGUCCAGACGCAGCCCGGUUAACACCGGGAAAGAAACGAAAACAGAGAAGAGUAAACCGACCGGGAAGCCCCCGCUGUCCGCGGCCGGUGCUCAGAAGAACAAAAGCGCUCGAAGAAAAGUUUCGGACGCCAGCAUCGGAUCGGAUGAUUUAAGCAAGGACUCCGGCUGCGCUCCGGGGAAACUCUCAGCCACCGACAGCAGCUCCGAGCUAUCGGACUGCGCCUCCGAGGAGAACAAGGUCUCCACAGACGCGCUCAGCAGCGACACUGAGACCAGCAGUCGCGGGGGGAUCGACGGCGAUAAAUCGGCGGCAGAACAUGGACUACUGGACACGAUUGGUCAAUCCAAGACCAGCGUGGAGAAAGAGCGACUCUCGCUGGGAAUGGAGACCGCAGAGGGGAGCGUCUCUCCCGGCGACGAGCGCUCGCUCACCUCGUUCGACAGCAGGAUGCUCGCCAGCACAUCCCUGGCGUUUUCGGACCUGACUGAGAUGGACGGGAUGCAUGAGGAAUUAAUCAGGGAAAUAGAGGAACUCAGGUCGGAAAAUGAUUAUUUAAAGGAUGAAAUGGAGGAGCUUCGCUCUGAGAUGCUGGAGAUGAGGGACAUGUACAUGGAGGAGGAUGUUUAUCAGCUCCAGGAGCUCAGGCAGCAGCUGGAUCAGGCCAACAAGACCUGCCGCAUCCUGCAGUACCGCCUGAAGAAGGCAGAGAGACGCAGUAUCCGCGUUGCCCAGACCGGACAUGUGGACGGGGAGCUUAUCCGCACCCUGGAGCAAGACGUUAAGGUGGCGAAGGAUGUGUCCAUCCGUGUGCACAAUGAGCUGGACACUGUGGAGAAGAAGAGAUCUCGGCUGGAGCAGGAGAACGAGGAGCUGAGGGUGAAACUACAGGAUCUGGAGGUGGCCAAGCAGGUCCUGCAAGCUGAGAUGGAGAAGGCCAGAGAGAACUCUCAGAAGAAGAGAGGUGCCAGACCAAACAACAAACCUGAUAAAAAAGCAUCGCCUCAGCCUCCAGAGGACAGCUCAGACCUGAAGUGCCAGCUUCACUUCGCCAAAGAGGAGUCAGCUCUCAUGUGCAAGAAACUCACCAAGAUGGUCAAAGACAAUGAGGCCAUGAGGGAGGAAUUGUCAAAGUUUCGCUCUUUGUACGGAGAGGUUGAUGCCUCGCUUACUGUUGAAGAGGUCGCUGACUCUCCUCACACCCGAGAGGCCGAGGUCAAAGUACACCUGAAACUUGUGGAAGAGGAGGCGAACCUUCUAAGCCGACGGAUCGUAGAGCUGGAGGUGGAGAACCGUGGCCUUCGCGCUGAAAUGGACGACAUGAAGAUCCAGGAUUCCCCUGGUGGAGUCGGGGUCAUGGGUGGAGUCGGGGGUCAACUGCUGCUUUCCACGUCUGAGAAUGUGAUGGAGCUACAGCGCCAUCUACAGUUCGUGGAAGAAGAGGCGGAUCUGCUGCGGCGGUCUCUGAUAGAAAUGGAAGAGCAGAACAAGCUCUUGAUGAACGAGCUCAACCACUACAAAUCCGAGCUUCCCGCUGUCAAUGAGAUAGAGCUGUCGCCGUCCACAACCAUCAAUUCACCCAAAAUCAUUCCUGGUGCUUCCGAAGAUGAGGGAUCCGGUCCAAACGAAGCCACCCAUAAAGAACUGCUUGCUGCCAGGCUGCAGAUCACAGAGCUGAACGGUAAAGUAAAGAAGCUCCAGUAUGAGAACCGUGUGCUCCUUUCCAACCUUCAACGAUGUGACUUGGCCUCCAACCAGGGUUCCGCACGUCCGGCGCUGGAAACCGAUGCCGAAGCGGGGGACUCAGCUGAGUGCGUCCCCAGCCAGGUGCACCGCGAAGGCCCGGUGGGCGACGAGCAGCACGAUAUUCUGGACGAAAAUAAUCCCAAAUUUUCAGGAACAAGUCGCACUUCUACUGCUCAGGGCCUCAGCUUAAAAGACCUUUUCGCUAUCCGCGACCAAGCGCAAAUCAUUACCUCAGCCAUUCAGCUUCUAACAUCACCCGACCUUUCCAGUGUCACACCAGAUGCUGUCUAUCGUAAGAUUACAACAAAUGAGUCUGCGGAAGCGGAUCUGCUGGAGAAGAGCCAGACCCAGAGCUCCACGCUGCCCCUGGUGGAGGCCCUGCGUGGCAGACUGCAGUCUCUUCAGGCUCAGCUACAGGCCCUUAGUGAGAGGGUGGAUGCCCUGGGGCAGCCCUCAGAGAGGGAGUGUGUGGAAGGGAUGUCCCCGAUGCCCCUGCUGUCUGAGGCGGAAGACCCUGCAGCAAAUUUCUCAUGCCCUGCAGAUGCUCAGUUCAACCAGAACAUGGCCCAACAGAAGCCUGACUCUAGAGAUCAGCCAGACUGUGAGGUCAAAGUUCACACAUGCAAGGCAGAGGAGGAGAGCAACAGCCACAAAGACAGCAACAAAGAUGAGGAAUCUGACUUAAAGGAAACAAACUCUGACCUGGUUGGUGAGUUGCACACUCUGUUGUCUGAGGCGAGAGAGAAGGCUCAGGGAGCGCAGGAAGCGUUGUCACAGGAGAGACAUGCGCGCCACAACGACACGCAUAAACUCUCUCAGCUUCAGGAAGAGCAUCAGAAGGCCCUCCUCCUCAGAGACUUCCAGCUACAGAGCCUGAGCCUCCAGACGCGUCUGCAGCAGAAGCUGUGGAGUCAGGAGAGAAACCUGCUGGUGCAGGAGUCACAGCAGCUCAAAGAGAGCCUGCUCCUCAUCAGCCUCAAGCUGCGCUGGCUCCUCAAACAGUGGAGACUCGGCAAGAAACUAGACACUGAGAGCAAGGAUAUCCUCGAGGUUAACAGUGUCAAAGAUCUCCGUAUCCUGCUUGAGGAAGAUGGGCUGUCCUCCCACUAUGGAGACAACAAGAUGUCUGCCGCUGAGGAGCAACCCCUCAACCCUACACCCAAAGAGCACAGCCUGGCAGAGAAAAGCUGCCCACAGCAGCCUAGCGGAUUCGGCAGUACUCUGUCGGACCUGAAGGUGGCGCUACAGGAUCUGAGCGCUGAGCUGCGCGAGGAGCGUCAGGGUUCACAGGAGUUAACACAGCAGUUUGCCCGUGCCAAAGCAUCAUGGGAAGUGGAACGAAUGGAACUCAAGAGCAUUAUCACUCAGCUGGAGUGUAAGAUGGGGAAGGCAUCUGUGGCUGGCAGUGAAAAGGAUUCUCCAGACCUCAAGGGGGCACUAAAGAAGGAGCGAGAGGAGCAUCAACACUUAUUGGCGGACUCUUACGCUGCCGUGAUGGACCUCACCAAACAACUGCAGAUUAGUGAGAAGAACUGGAGCCGAGAGAGGCUAGAGCUUUUGGAGCACUUCAACCAGGAAAGAAGCCAAUGGGAACAACAUAUACGAGAUUCCCAGAGCAAAGGCGCACAGUCUCUUCAUGAUAAAAUGUCUGAGAAGGAAACCUUAACAGAUGUAGCCACGAGCAGUUCAGCACUGCAAAGGACCACAUCGGUGUCUGCCCUCUCUGAAUUUAAGAGUCUGCUGGACACACAUGGUCACAUGGUCAGUGGAGUAAAAGUGUGCAAAGUUGCACAGCACCAAUCUACCGCUCCGACCUCCAUUCUGGCUUGCACUGACUUAAGUGAUCUCAACAAAAAGAAUUGGAAGUACCUGACCAGCGAUUCAGCAAUAUUGGAAAAGCAUGACCAGUUUAAGACAUGGGACUGCCCAAGCACCAAUUCGAACAGCAGCUUCCCAGGACUGGAGCUGAGCAAAGAGUACAUCCAGAGAAGCUACACUGCUCCGGAUAAGACGGGCAUUCGCAUCUAUUACAGCCCUCCAACAGUGCGGAGAAUGGAGAGAAGACCAGUCAAAGAAAAGGCCCACCAGGAUCCCCAGCAAGGAUUAUCAUCAAGAGAUGCAGCCAUGAUAGAUCAAUCAGGUCAGACUGCUGUGUCCGUACCCUUAUCCACCACUUCCUCAUCCGCUUAUGAGCAGUGGUUGAGCUCACUUUCACAGCAGCAUAGAGACUUGCUUGAAGGACGGACAGGAGGUACUGCACCUUUCCAUGGACUGGAGAUUUCAGGCAACCUCAGCGAUGACAUGAAGGAGAUGACCAACUGUGUACGACAGGCCAUUCGUUCCAGUUCCCUGGAGAGGAAGUGCAGCAAAGAUUCUGGGAGCCAGACAGUUGGCGUUUCUAGUACAGGAACGCAGACAGCACAGUUUGUCAGCAUUGGCCUACAAACUGAUGCCAUUUCAACUACUAGAGGCCUUCAAGGGAAAACAUGGUCUCCUCGUCCAUCCACCUCACUUGCGUCUGCACGCUCCCGACAGAUCUCUUCAUCUCUGGAUAAAGUGCACAGUCGCAUAGAUAGACCCUGUUGCUCACCAAAAUAUGGCUCGCCUAAGCUCACCCGAAGAGUUUCCACCUCCUCCUCCAAACUCGAGACCUCCUCAACAUCCUCAAGGGAUCGCAGUGUCUGGAAUCUGCAUAACCGUAGUGGAUCUCAGAUCGGUUCUGCCUGGGCACGUUCCACCACCACACGUGACAGCCCAGUGCUUAGCGGCCUAAAUGAUGGCUUGACCAGUCUGUUCAGCGUGGUGGAACACUCCGGAAGUGUUGAAUCAUUGUGGAAAGUAGAUCAGUGCCCAGGGAGACAAGCCGCUGGGAAACCCUCCUGUCCUAGCAUAGGUAUCGGUCUGGGAGAAGCGGGAUCUCAGAAGUAUGGUAUGGUCCAGGAGUUUCUUUCCAACGUUUGCGGCAGGACUGCGCCAGCGGGCACAGUGGACGAACCGAAGCCUGAAUACCUACCUGGAGCCUUGACUGGCACAGACAAUAUCACAAAGAUCGUCAACAAGAGGUUUAUGAAAACACAAAAAGACGAUUUGGUAGCCACCGGAAAGGAUGCAAUGAGCACAAGCUCUAGUACCUUGGAGGAUUCAGUUUGUGACUGCAACUCACAAACCGUCACUUCCUGUUUUGCCCGCAACUCCCGCUCCACGGCACGACAUACCCAUGGUCAGUGCAAGCACCGAGUGCAAGAGUCAUCCAUGGGAACUGAAGAACGAUUCGAUACCAGUAAUGAGUGAGGAUGAGGGUGGCCUCUUCUGACGCUUCCCAAAAACUAUACAAAAUAAACAACCAUCAACACUCACACCACACAAACUGCCACAAAAACCCACUGCCACAUACGCCAAUACACAGACACACCUAGAAAACAAACACACAUACUUCAUAUCUUAAACAAACAAAAAAAAACUUCAGGGUUACAACAAAGGGACCUUGGAAAAUUCCUGCAUCUGGAGAGUUUCCAAACCAGACCUCAGUGUAACCAGCACACUUUAAUGCCAAGGAUGGGGAGAAAGUUGACCUCCCUUUUAGGUCCACCAUUCCACUGUCAAGAUUUCACAUUGUUAGUCCGUCAUUCCAGUGUAAACCAGCCAGUCCUGACUUUGAAUUCCACAAUCAUUUAGUCAGACCUCUCCUUAAACUCAGCCAUUCCUCUGUUUCCUUAUCCAGCCAAAAGGACAACUUAGCCAGCCAUUUCGAUACCCAUGGGAGAACUUGAGUAAUCCGAACCCAAGUUGACACCAGGUUUUAAUGAAUUUCAUGUAGAUAUCAAGGAAACAUAAAGCAUGCAGCUGAACUACACAAACUAAGAACCUCAACAUGGCCUUCAGUAAGAGUAAAACUUAUCAUCACAACUGCCCAGUGGCCCUUACGCUUGCCCACAAAUAGUAUUGCUUGGAGUAGCUGUAAAUUUGUCCCAUAACCAGCAAUUCAUGGAUUCUACGAGUUCAUGUACAACUUACCUUUUUUUAAAAAAAGUCUACAAUGGACCACUUUUGUCUUUGAUGGUUAAGAAGAAAGUGUUGCCACCUUAAACCAACAUGGACUCAAUUUGGUUUUAUGUUCAUGUUCUCCACAGACAAUCAUCAAACAGCAAAGCUUGUUUCAACCACUUUAUAAACUCUCCAACUACUUGGGACCAUGUUCCAUUUUCAAACCAGCCAAAAUAUGAAACUAUACGAAUAUACCCCUGGAUUUAUCUAAAAAAGGACUGGAUGAUAUGAUUCAUCAAAUUGCAUUAUAAAUCUGUUCCAUUUAAAACUUGAUAUUCUUAUUGUGCUGUCUGAAAAUGUCUACAAAGAGCACGUUGGUAGAGGUAGAGUAGGAGGAUAACAGUUGUUUUGUUUUCUUUGGUACUUUGUACUGUAUAAGUGUUUGAGCAUUAGAGUACUAACAUGUAAAUCUCCAUUCCUUGGCUAGGAUGUCCUCAUGAAUUUUAAAGUGUAAUGGUCAUUUUUAUUAUCGCCCCCUGCUACAACGGAAGACUGUUGCUGGGUGUAUCUUCUGCUAUCCUCUUCUUUAUUUUCACUGUCUACCUCGCCAUCCUCCAUCAUCAUGCUGAAAUAAACCUAAUGGACCUUAGUUAGGGUAGACGUCAGUUUUAAUUUGAUGUGAAUGAAAACAAGACUAUGAGGGAUAUAAGUAUAGUCAGUUAAAUAGAUUUUACUAUUGAGAUGUUAAUCUUAAGUACUUGGUUUUAAGAAUCAUUCUAAGUCCUUGCGGUCUUCUGAUUCAAAUGGUUUUUGAACUAAUGCUGACUAGACUGCUGGGUAGUAGUCUGCAUCAAUGCUGGCUCAGCAAAAAGGUGCAUAAUGGCUUAAAGGGGGAGCUUGUGAGCACCCUGCCGAAACCUAAAAUGACAAAUGGGAUAUUCUAUACACCAGGGAUGGGCAACGCCGGUCCUGGAGUACUCCUGUCAUGCAGAGUUUAGCUCCAGCCCUCACCUGCUCCUCCAAAAAACUCACCUGCCUUUAGCCCAAGUAAUCCUGAAGAUUAAUUGGCUUGUUCAGGUGUGUUUGAUUAGGGUUAGAGCUACAGGACAGCAGCACUUUUGCCCAAAUUGCCCAUUGUUUCACUUGGGAUAGAGCCAGAGUGUACAUCAAUCCCUACAGCCUCAAUCAUGCCAAAUCGAAUGUCGUCUACCCUGACCAAAACCCAUAAUCCUAUUUAACAGAACACAUUUGAAAGCCUCACAAAAUACUAAUUAUGCAGAUUUCACAUUUAUAAACAGACAUGUUUAAGACUGAAACAUUGAAUGCUAAUUAAUUGGCCUUAGAGAGAUUUUGAGAUUUUAUCAGAUAAUCCCAAAAUAUAAUCCAUAAUCUGAUCAUUUGUCCAUGAAGCUAUGCAGUUACUGAAAUACGAGUGUGUGCCUCCCUGUAGCAGCUCCUGCAUCCAAGUCAAGGUUUUUUCUUUUCGUUUUUUCAAAUCUCCAGCUGGAGUGGUGCUGCAGAAACUGAAGUUUAGUAAUUUUUGCUGGUGCUUUUCUUAGCUAUGAUGACAGAACAUUAGAGGAAACAUUUUUUGAAUGCAUUUCUCGAGCCAUAAGAAUUGUCGAUUCUGCUCUCUUUAUAAAUCGGACAUUUCUCAAUUGUUCAGUGUCUGGAAAAACAAACAAACCAAAACAAAAACCCAGCCUAUUAUAUCCCAGAAAGUGUCACCUCUUCGUCUGUCACAGCCUUGUCAUAUGUCCCACAGCUACCUCUUAAAUCGAAACUGUAUCUUAUAUUACAUUUAACCCAUUCAUGUUUUAUUUUGAAGGUCACUAGAGUGCCUUUUUAAAAGUAAAGCAACAAGAUAUCUGUUAGAAGUAUGUUUUUGAGGAACCAUCUACUGAUGGCGUGAAAUUUUCAGAGGACUGCAGUUAGCUACAGAACCCCUGUUUCUUAAAAAGGAAAGACAUGACUAUGUCUGUAUUCAUAAAGUUAAAUGAAGUGCAAAUUCAAUCUAUUGUUUAUAUUGAUUACAGAAGCCAAAAUGCAGUUUGAGGAUAUUUACGAGUGAAAUCUGCAAACGUAAUCAGUCCGUCCGUCCUUUCUUUAUAAGCCAUUAUAAAACACUAUUUGAAUGUUUCCUGUAUUGAGUCUGAUGUUGUGGCUUUGCUCACUUAUACAUGUCAGACAAAUGGUGUACUGUCCCUUCAAGUGUCCCUUAACUGUCUAGUCUGUCUGAGAUUGGUCACAUGAUCUCUGAAAAAACAGGGGGAAUGACCUUAGUUUAGGAGUUUUUCGUUUGAGUGCUCUCGUUUAAGUCUUACAUCAAAACCCCACUGAUGGUUUCCCCAAAUUUAGCAGAAGAAUGUAAAUGAAGCCAAUUAGACACUUUUAUAGCUGUUCUUAAACCAUUGACAGAAGUUUAAAAGGUCAUGUGGUUAGUGGUUUUAGAUUUAAAGGAGUUGCAUGGGAGCAGCUCUCUAAUUGGCCUUUCCAUUCACACUGUUUUAAUGCCUAGCAAUAUAUAAAACACCUCGUCGCUUAUCGUUGUCAAUAUCAAUUGCUAAAUUAUUAUGAAGAGAAUGUGUGUAUAUUUUUUUGUUUUUGUUUCCAUUUGAAAUCUCUUGAAUGAAAAAGAUGAUGUCGGAUGGACAACGAGGAACAUUUCUAAACGUUUUAACUUGAAAUCGAAUAUACUGUAAAUAAAUACGCAAUUUGUACUCUUUCUAUCCUUGUGUAGGAAAUGUUUUGAAUGUCUCUGCCAACUUUGAGCUUGAAUUCUGUACCUUUCCUCAACUGAAUUAAAAACAUGAGAACAUUUUGUGUAAAUAGAAACAUUUUGAAAAUAAAAGUGCUGAAAAUUU
Messenger RNA from Pimephales promelas (fathead minnow), 9130 nucleotides. RefSeq names its product microtubule crosslinking factor 2 (gene mtcl2). Lineage: Eukaryota; Metazoa; Chordata; Actinopteri; Cypriniformes; Leuciscidae. The record is from RefSeq and is a predicted model, not a curated record. Gene Ontology annotation, biological process: regulation of autophagy.